Messenger RNA from Trichoderma atroviride IMI 206040, 1755 nucleotides. RefSeq lists its product as uncharacterized. NCBI's taxonomy places the organism in Eukaryota, Fungi, Ascomycota, Sordariomycetes, Hypocreales, Hypocreaceae. The record is from RefSeq and is a predicted model, not a curated record. Gene Ontology annotation, molecular function: FAD binding; oxidoreductase activity.
AUGUGGUCAUUUUUUGCUUCCGCUCGCCUACCUCUCUACGUCUUCCCUUUCUUUUACCUCGCUGUAUCAUCCUUCGCCCCGUCGUGCAAACCGAUACCUGGCGACAAGCAGUGGCCAUCGCAGGAGGCGUGGGACAGCUUGAAUCAGACAAUAUCUGGUCGUCUUAUCCGCCCUAUACCACCUGGUGCAGUAUGCCAUCAAGAGCAACCCUACGCCCUAUUCGACGAAGACGUGUGUGAAAUAGUGCGAGCAAGAUGGACCAAUUGGGACUUCCAAACCAACGACUUGGUGUCAACGGGCAGUAACAAUUGGUCUAAUGAUACGUGUCUACCCUACCCUGAAUUCCCUUGCACAGCUGCGGGUUACCCUGCCUAUGUUAUUAAUGCCACAUCAAGUACCGAUGUUCAAGCUGGUGUACUCUUUGCCAAUAAACACGCCCUUCGUCUAGUGGUUCAUUCAACUGGGCACGAUCUUCUCGGGCGAUCUAAUGCUCCACACUCUUUAUCCAUCAACACACACCAUCUCAAAGAAAUGAAACUACAAGACUCGUUCGUUCCUCAGGGACGCCAACAACGCAAACACUACAAAGCAGUCACAUUAGGUGCUGGCAGUCAAAUGAGUGAGGUUUAUAGCGCUCUCGCUGACCAUAAUCUUGUGAUUGUCGGCGGCUCCUGCGAGACUGUCUCACUUGGUGGGUAUCUUACCGGUGGAGGAUACGGCGCCUUGACUCCGUGGCUUGGAUUAGCGGUCGAUCAAAUCCUUGAGGUUGAGGUGGUGCUUCCAAAUGGGCACGUUGUGAUAGCAAAUUCUUGCCAGAAUCAAGACCUGUUCUGGGCAAUACGCGGCGGCGGCGGGAGUACUUUUGGGGUUCUAAUUUCUGCAACGGUCAAAACUUUCCCUUCUCCGAGCUUUGCCAGCGUCAGCCUCAUUGCCACUGCAUCGCGUCCUUAUGCUCAAGGGACAUCCUCACUAGUUGCAUACAUUCUCUCUCAAUUUCCUUAUUUCGCUUCUCACAACAUGUCUGGGGCUCUUUUUGGCGGCCCCAGCCAAACAACCUUCACCAAGGACCCUGUCGCCGCAUUCUCUCUGGGCAUGGAUCUUAUGGGAACUGAAAAUCAGACUUUGGUGCGGAACAUUCUCAAACCUGUUGAGAAAUAUAUUCAAACUCACUUUACCGAGUUCAACGUAUCUGUUUCCACAUCGAUAUCGGCCAAUUGGAUGGAUUAUUACAUGACACAUAAAGACAAUACUGGCGCAGGAACAGAUGAGCUGGUCACAUCCCGUUUAAUCGAUGCUGAACAUCUAACCAGACACAGCAGCUUGUUACUGAAGGCUGCAACCGCGCUUGUUGAAAGAAAUGCUCUGAUCAUCGGCACCCUAGUUGGUGGCGUCGGGCUUGCCAAUGCUGAAAGGAUGGCCACUUCUGUGCAGCCGGGUUGGAAGACUUCAAUCCUUCACCUUAUCGCAGCAAAAAGUUGGCCUGCGCUCAACCAAACAGCCUAUAAUGAAGUGAAGUCUGAUUUGGAGCAAAUAACGACCCAAUUGCAAGCCCUCGGUCCCGAGACUGGGGCUUAUAUCAACGAGGCAAGCGCGCUUGAUCCAGAUUGGAGGAGAUUGUACUGGGGCAAUAAUUAUGAACGCCUGGUUCAAGUCAAAAGAGCCGUUGACCCAAACGACGUUUUCUGGUGUCCGUUGUGUGCUGGUAAUGAGCGCUUCCAAGAGGUGGAGGGUAGAGUAUGUCGAGUCAACAAGUAA